This is a messenger RNA of Coregonus sp. 'balchen', 18554 nucleotides long. Lineage: Eukaryota; Metazoa; Chordata; Actinopteri; Salmoniformes; Salmonidae. The record is from the annotation of a GenBank genome assembly.
AUGGCCUUGUAUGUGAAGGUAAAAGGCGCGCAAGCGCAGUAGGUCGCUCCUCCAUAUGGUUACUAUGGUUACUACACAAUAGGAGACGGGACAGGGGGCUGUGUGAAGGGGGGAAUAAAAAACGACAGACGAGAGUAGGGAGGUGGUUUGCAGAACCGCUUGACUGGACACACCGUAGCUACCUCCCCCGACACUGUGCAGAGUAAAGAGAGAGAGGUAGACCGAGAGAGGGUGAGGGAGGGAGAGGUGGAAGCAGAAGGAACGGGGUAGGCCUAGGUUUUAGGGGAAAGGGUUAUGCACUCAAAGAAGAACCCCGUUCUAGGCAUGAAUAGAAUGGACACUGAAACUUUAAGAAUGCACUAUAAUGGCAUGAUGCAGUUCGAUGCUGUUUGACUACACAUUGGGACUGCAUGCUAUAGCCAUAUGCCUAUCAAUACAAUGGUGGGGUGAAGUUAUAGAACAAAGGGAGAGAACGUAAGAUUCUGUAAUUUGAGAGUUAUUAUGUGUAUACAGGAUCCAUGCAAAGUAGCCUAUAGUAGGCGAAUGCACUGUUAAGGUGAUCCUACAUUGGAGUGGGGGAAGAGAAAACUGAAGAAAGGGACUUCUCUCCUUCCCUCCCCUCCCUCUUCUGAGUGUUGGCUCUCUCUGCGCCUCUUCCUUCUCGCUCCCCCAUUCCUUAAGAAUAUGCAAAUCACGCCCUCCUCUCCCUCUCUUUCUCUCUCCCUCGAAGUGCAUCCUUUGCUAGCCCUCAGUUGAUUUUGUUACCGUACCGACGGCAAAAAGUGAAAGUCGUCUUGACGGAGGAAGAGGGAGAAAGAAAAGGGGGAGAGGGGGGUGGGGAAGAGGCAAACGUACGCAUCAAUUCGUACAGUCUUCAGCGGCACCCCGUUUUUUCCUGCAACGACUUGUGAAGGAGAGAGAAAAUUCUGCAUUAUUUGCGGAACCCUGUUGCAAUAUGAUCCAGCAGCUUCUGUUUAUAGGUGCGCGUGCUGCUCCUAUGUGUGUGUGUCAACGUACAGUAUAAACCGAGAGAGACAGCUAAAGAAAGAGAGAGUGAAAGGGGACACGCAUCGCUGGAUAUCAUAGGUAAGGAGAAGGGAAAAUGGAUGCUUAUAUUUUUUGCUAUUCUUGUUGGCCACUUUUGUGUCUUCCCUCCCCUUUCUUUGUGCGUUAAUGAUCAUGCGUUAUGUGUAAUUCAUGGCCCGGGUAAAAUGUGUGUUAGAUUACAACGCACAACAGACGCACUCACAUUCCAACGAGAAAAUGCGUCUCUGUGAGUCGGUGAAGAAUGCCAUUCGCCAUUCUAUUCCGAAUAAUUUUUCAAGACAUGGAGAAAAAAAAACAGUACCCUAUGGGAGAAACACAACAGGCAUAGACGUAGGACCACUUCUAUUCUGCAUUAUCAGUGUUAGCCAAUAUCUGCUAUUGCACAUACCGUCUACAUCGUCGAUGUAGUCUAUUCCGAUGUAGCUCGCUUGUUGUACAGAAUAGCAGAGCCGGUCGCAUCUGCAUGUGUAUCAAUAACACUAGCGGGAGAAGAAAGAAGAAAGAGGACGGUUGCGGUGCCUGCUGUCGGUGAUGUGAGCUGUGUAACUGCAUACUUACACGGGCUAAAGGCAUACUACGAUGCAUCACAUAUUUCAUUUUAAUGCAUUCAUGUGUGUGAGAGCGAGAAACAGGUAAUGUGCACAUAGGUGUGUGUGUGUGUGUGUGUGUUUGACCAUUGCUGUACAUUAUGUGAUUAUUGUAAGCUAUGGUAAAUGCUGUGUUUUCUUUUAGUGUUGAUGGACCACAGCCAGGGACCAGCAAAUGAACUCAUAAAUAAUAGCAGCCAGCCACCUGUGACUAAGAUAUACACUGACUGUAUACAGUAUCUAUGUGUCAUUGGGAUCCAUAGCCUCCCUCCUCUGCUUUACAUUAGGCCCAUAGGCCUACACGUAUUGAUUCAAUAGCACAAGUGAUGGCACAAUGGUUAUCAUUGAGUGUGUGAAUUCUAUAGCUACUGCAAUAUAGUAAACAACAAGUAUAUGAAAAAGUCAAUGUACCGCUAUGCACAUUGCACGUGUAAAGGAGGUGGUUCUGUGAACCAAGAUAGCUUGAUGACCGACGAGUAGCCUUGUCUGAAACGUGAACUUGUGUUAGCUCUCCAGGCUAAUGCCUAGGCUUUAGCUCAGCAGGAUAACACAGUCUUGUGGCACUUAGUCCAGGUUCAAAGCCAGUCGGUCACACACACUCACCUGAUGUUGAAUUCAUGCCAAGUAACUAUACACUGUGUGUGUCUGUGUGUGAAUCUGUAACUAACUGCUGUAACUGUUAAUAUACAGUGUGUGAGUGUAUGAACAUAUGCAGUAUGCACUAAUAAUUAAUAGAUGCAGUAGUGGCGCCACCAUCGGAUUGACUGUACCUGCAAUGAUUCAAACACACACACACACACUUUGAAUCUGUGUGUGUUUACUGCUCGCUGGGUUGAACUGAACACAAGUGCCUCCAUUCGCAGUGCUUACUACCCGGCUAAAUAUAUCAGUUCAUUUCGCCCAGUGUGUAACUGUUCUAUUUAAAUCCUCAUUCAGUAUAGAUGAGCUUGACUUUUUUUCUCGCCAUAGUGAAACAUGAAUGGGUGAAUGAGUUGGACAUGUAAAACCUGUGUCAUAUUUCAUAGUCUAAUACCCUAAGGAAUGAAUGGGUGAAUGAGUUGGGACAUAUAUGUUAAAUGUCAUGGUCAAUUACCUGUAUCUAUUAGUGAUGGGGGAAAAUCAGUUACAUAUUGGGAUAUUAUUUUUGACAAUAUAUCGUAUUGUUUUGACAAUAUUGCAAUAUAAUUUUUCCAUGACUGAUCAAAACACGUUUUCUCAUGCUCUCCUGUCUCUCUGCAGCAGAGAUAUAGUGAGCAAUAUGUUUGGAACAUCGAAUCGCAAUAAAAUCACAGUAUCGAAUCGCAAAACAUAUAGAAUCGUGAGAAUUGCAAUACAUAUCAUAUCGGCACCUAAGGAUCAUGAUAAUAUCGUAUUGUGAGGUCCCUGGCAAUUCCCAGCCCUAGAAUCUAUGAAUGAAUGAAUGAAUGAUCAGACUGUUCAUCCCAUGCAGGUUUGGGCCUGUGGCUGGGCUCCUGUAGGGUAGGUAAGGGGCUAAUGUGGCUCUGGUAUAACCCAGCUGGUUACCUGAGGCUCAGUAUCUUAUGGAGAUGGCUAUAACAGAGUUUAAACUCUUUCUGACCCAGGCUUAAACAACACCUUAGUGGAUUCUGAUGAGAUGAAAAAGACUACAACACAUACACGCAUCCGAUUGCUUUGGGAAGGUGCUGUACAGUAUCCAAGUACGAAUGUUCAUCAGCAUAAGGGGAUUAUCUGUGCACACAAUAUUUUCUUCCAAAUGUGUUUAUUGUCAUACACAACAGUACAGAUUCCAUGUCCUUAAAGGAAAACUCUACCCAAAAACGAUCGUUUGGUAUUUUUUUCAUUAGUCCAUUGUUGACAUAGCCGGUAUGAAUCAAAAUGCAUCAUACCAGCUGUAUUUCUGUAUUUUGAAAGUUAUAUAUUGAAAACUUGAUUGCUGACACGCAAAACAUUUUGAACAAUGACCUAAAUUAAACAAAUACCAAAAGUUCGUUUUUGGGUGGAAGUUUUCCUUUAACCAUGAUUCUUCUGAAUGAACUGAACUGCGGUGUAUUACUCAACUAUGCAUCCAUUCAGUAUUGAAGUGUGAUAUCAGUCGGAUAUUGGUUUUCCUGUAGCAUCGCUGUGUUGAGGAUCCUUGACUUGUACAUGCACUCAAAGCCUAGUUAAUCAGUCCACCAUUGCAAUGAAUUCCCUAUAACUGUAGUUGUAAUGUUGAUGUUAUUGUUCAAUAUUGAUUGUUCAAUAUUUAUCGUUCAAUAUGUGUACAGCAUUUGUUAUUAUGAUUGAUGAUGCAUUGUAACGUGUCCUGUAAAAUAAUGUGUUGUUUUAUGGUUGUUGUAUCAUUGUAUUUAUUUGUUGAGGUUUUCUGAUGUUACCUAAUUCAAUGGGACUGGCCUGGUUAGGUAGAGAAUUCAUAAUUGUGGUGUUUUUUCCAGGUUGUAGAAGCUCAGAUGGUGGUGAGGUGAUUUUCAGUCCUACAGAGAAAGACAAGGACACCACUUCAUUCACUGCUAUGGCCUGUGGGGUGGGAUGGACAUCAUAAAGGUGCAACGAUGAAAACUCGAACUCACAAAGAAUCGGUAUGAACUGUUUCAAUGUCUUCCUUCAUUUGAACCUUGUUCACCUUUGUAGCUGAGUGUGCAUGUGUGGGUCAGAUUGCAUAUGUGUUUAUUGUUAAUAGUUGUAUGAUAUUGCUCGGAGAUGGACUGUAAUGGUAUAUUUGACAUCAUUUAAGAUUAAUAAGACUUUUGAAGUUAAGAUAUUCUGUGUGUAGAUUCUGUGUGUAGAUUCUGUGUAUAUAUUUUGUGUGUAUAUUCUGUGUGGACGUUGAUGCCAAAAUUAUUCCUCUCUGUUCUCUUCUCUCCUCGUUCUUGCCGCCUUCUACCCUCCCAUUUCCCUCUUCAUGCUCUUUACCCCUCUCUACCCUUCCCUGAUCCUCUCUCCUUUCUCCCUCGUUCCUACCCCCUUGAUAUCUCAUCAUCCUUCGUUCCCCUCUCCCCUCCUUUCUGCCCCCUCUAUCCCUCACUUUUUUUCUUUCCCCUUGCUCCCCUCCUCGGUUUUGUCCUCCUCUACUGUUCUCUAUACUUAUUGUUUUGACCCCUUUACCUCCCUCUACCCCCCUUUACCCACCUCUACCUCCCUUUACCCCACCUCUACCUCCCUUUACCCCCUCUACCUCCCUUAACCCCCCCUCUCAUACCCCAUUUCCCAUUCUCUCUCUUCAUUUGUUCCUCCUCUCUCCUUUUCUUCUCCUCCGUCGUGCCCCCUCCACCUCUGGCGGUUCAGAUGCCCAUGCGCAGUGGGCGGAGGCGUGGGGGAAGCAACGAGGAGAGGAGGGGUAGACGUCCGCAUCCCAGCCCUUCUCGUGCAGAACGAAACGACAGGCAGACGGUGAGAGCCUAUCAUGUUUUCUGUCUGUUCUUUCCCUUGUUCUCCCUAAGUAACUCUCUGUCUUGUUAUGUUGUCCCUCUCCGUCUCCUUAUGGCUUUGUUUGUCAUCUAGUCUUUUCAUCUAUAUUUGUCUAUCUCUCUCCAACCCACCCCUCUCUUUGUAAAUAAUAAAGUGUGUGUGUGUGUGUUUGUGUGUGUGUGUGUGAGAGAAGAAGAGGCUGUCAGUCAUUAGAUAUUGAUCUACAUGUAAGCCGUAAUGAAGCUGUGUGCGUGCCUGUAUGAGUCAUCACCACCAUGAUUGCCUUAGAUGUACAAUUAUAGUGCCAAUGUGGCGUGUGUGUGUGGACGUGUUUAACUAUUCUUGUGGGGACUUGGUCCCACAAGGUUAGCUGUACAAGACUAUGUGUGUGUGUGCGUGUGUGUUUCAUAUUGCUUUAGUGUCAUCUCUCUGUGAGUUUGUCUUUUGUCUUUCUUACUUUUAAAAAUGAUAUGCAUGGCAUAUUCUGUAUCUUAGCAAAGAGCUGCUGGCGAGGAAUUGGCUGUCAGUCGCUUCAAUCACAGAUCGCAAGGCCAUGAUUCAUCAGAGAGUGAAGGGGAGGAACUUGUGCCUCCACCAAAGAGGCAGAAAGUUCAGGUUAGUGUAACUUGAUGUUGUACAGCACCACUAGGUUGAAUUACGAUGUUUUAAUGUCAAAAUGUUUUUUUUCUCCAAUCUUUCCUGAUAUUCACCUUAUGUCAUCAGGAUUCUUCCUCUGCCACCAACCCGCCGACUUCAACUCAUUCAACUGACAGUACUCCCCCCACUAUACCGCCCCCACCCUCGGCUCCCAGACAGUCACGUGACAGUGACAACGAGGAUGGCCAAUCCCAGGGCAGCCGGAGCUCAGUUGUAGGGAGCUUGGCCAAUAGUCUGAGCAGUAGCCUGAGCAGUGGGCGGGACAUCGACCAGGACAAUCGAUCUUCCUCCCCGAGUCUCUCUGCCUCCCCUCCAGCCAGUUUAGACUCUGACUCAGAUGGUCCAGACUCCCCAAAGCAAGGAGAGGGGGAACGGGAGAAAAGGAAAGAGGGAGGAGUGGGGAAGACAGGAGGAGAGGAAAGGAGAGCAGCCAGAGAGGGGAGAGGGGAGGAGUCUUGCGGAGAUGGAGAAAGGAAGGAUGGAGGAAUGGAGGACAGCCCUUCUCUGAAGCUGCCAUCCUCCUCCAGCUCUUCCUGUGCUCCUGUUCCCUCUCUCCGCGGAGCAGGGGAUUCAGCCAAUGACAGCAAUAGUGGCAGGAAGUCCUAUUUCUCACAGGACUCCAAGCUGGUGAGUAAGAUGGAGUAUGGACCGGCCAGCGCUGACACUGUGCACGGUGGCAAUCGAAUGAACUCCAAAGCUAAAGUGCAGUGCGUGACCAAGACAACUGUUGCCGGGGGAGACUAUCCCCACGGCAACCCCAACAUUCCACCCCUUCCUCCUCCACCUGCGCUGAAACCCUUAGAACUAGGGGGGCAGAACCUGCCCUCAGAAGUCAAGGUAGAGAGAGAGAAAUUGGAGAAAGGUGAGAAACUGAUGGACAACAAGACGGCUCCUCCCUCUCUGUUACCCCAAACCAGCCCCUUACCCCCCUCCCAGCCCCCGCCCCACCCCCACCACUACAGCCCCACCGGCUGGCAGGGAGGCACGGCAACCGGUUGCCAGGGGAGUUGGGGCUACGCCCGUUACUCCGGUAACCACCACGCUCACCAGCCGCAGCACCAACCACCAGUGCAGCAGCAGCAACUGCCAUCCGUCUACAACCCCCCUUCAUCCCGUCAUUCGUCCUCCUCCCACCCCCCUUACCUCCCCCACCCCCACAAGGAAUACCUCCCCAGGUACGCUGCUGGGGGAGGGGAGAGGGCGGCGGCCGGCGUGAGGGUGGAGUAUGGGGGGAGGGAGAUAGGUAGGGAUUUCUCGGCUAGUAGUGGUAGUAACAGCAGCACUUCUGGUGGGAUGGGGGGUCCUAAUGGGGUCCAAGGGAGGGAGUUUGGGGGUCAGAACCGGGAGUACCCAGGCCUGGGACCUCAGGGCUCUGGGAGAGACCCCCCCAUGGGUCCUGGGGGGAGAGAAUUUGGACCGGGGGGGUUCAGAGAAAGAGAGAGGGAUAGAGAUAGAGAGAUGGAGGGAGAGAGGGAUGUAGGAGGAAGGGAGUUCUCUUUACAGAAUCGUAAUGAGAAUCAGAACAGAGAGUUUGGACCCACCAGUGCUGGGGGAGGAAGGGGGCACCCCAGAGACAAAGAGGGUGGGCGGUGGGGCGAGUUUGGGGGCCAGAUGAGAGAGGUGGGGGGCAAUGGCAACCCCAAUAAUAACCCCCUCCCCCAAGGAAACCCCCCAAGCUCGACCAGUGGGUUACCUGCGGCCCCCAUGCUAAACCGCGACCCCCCUUCCUCACCCCAAAACAACCCCAGCCACCCUUCCCUACCACCCCACCCACAUCCUCAAAGUGCCUCCAAACGAGACUACCCCCCAUCGAUGGAACAGGCACAGACAAGGCACAGCCCCCCCUCUGGACCAGAACACUUCCACAGAGAGUACCCUCCUGGGGCCAAGGACUAUCCCCCUGGUGGCCCACCCUCCACCGGCCCAGCCCGUGAGUACCCCAGCCCCCCCGGAAUGACUCCAAACCUGGGCCGAGACUACCCAGGUGGACCUCAGAUCCCCCACCUGUCCCAUCCCCACUUUCCAACCCAGCAGCCCAGAGACAGGGACCGAGAGAGGGACACCAACCAGCGAGAGUCGGCUCUCUACCAAAACCGUGGUGGUCCACCCCAACCCCCGUCUGUUUCUCCCUCCUCUUCCUCCUCCACUCCUCAUGGACACCCUCUGAAUGCUCCUUACCCUCCUCCGCCACCUCCUCCCCCUCUCCCCCCUCCGCAAACCUCCCUCGCUCAGCCCCAACCCCCCUCCGUCCUGGGACCCAAUCACGUUCGUCCGGCAAAUUACCCGUCCUCCAAUCAGACUCCUGCAACACCCCUUUCUCCUUUACCAAGCCCCUCGACCAAUCAGAUGGGAGGGUUUCCUUCCUACCCGCCAGGCUCCUCCUCCGGGGCCAACAUGCCACUUCCUGGUUCAGGUGUGUCACCUGGCUGUCGGCCCUCACCCUUCCACAGCACUUUGAACAGCCACGCCCCCUUCAGCGGCCCCUACCACUCCAAUGGGAACAGUGGGAACAACCUGGUCCCGACUAACAGCAAUAGUAACAGUAGCAGCGGCAGCAGCAAUACCAACUCUCUCUCUCAGUCCCUCUCACCUCAAAACGCCUCAAAAGGACCGCCACCUCUUAGUAACCCCGGCAACAACAAUGGCACUUCGGCCCCUGGCUGUAGCUCCUCACUUCCUAGAGAUGGGCAUUCUGAUUCGUCCACAGGUCCACCUGUCAUCAAGGAGGAACCAAUAGAGGAGAGGGAGGAGAGCGAAAGCCCACCUCCUGUUUUGAGAAGCCCCUCCCCUGAGCCCAAGCCGGUGGACAUUCCGAUCCACGCCAGCCAAUCAGCACGGUGAGAUGGGAUAGGCGUCAUAGCAACAGAAGGGCUCCGUCAUAUGUCACUCUAACAACAAGUUCUAACAACUGAUUGAUGUGGUUUUAUCUCUGUUUUUGUCGCUGGCACUUCUCAUAAUAUGUCAGCUAUUAUUUCUAGAUAAAGGGGCUGAGAAAUCUAGUCCUGUCACAGAAUAUGUUUUGUAGAUAGGCCUACAGUAUAUCAAAGACAACAACACCUAUAACAGAAGACACAUAAUAAAGAUACUUAGUAUCAUCAUAUGGGAACAAAAUCCGAUGCAUAAAUUGGUUAGAUGUUGCUGAUGUGGUUUGUGGUUCUAGGUUCCACAGAGUUCUAGAUCGGGGCAGUGGAAACUCCUGCGCCCGUAGCGACGUUCUCUUCGUCCCCCUGGACGGCUCCAAACUGUGGAAGAAAAGGAACGAGGUGAUCGAGAGAGCCCGGAGAGAGGUGGAGCAGAGGGCUAGAGACGUGAGGGAGAAAGAGAGGGAGAGAGAGAGGGAGAGAGAGAGGGAGCGGGACCUGGAGAGGCAUCUACAAGUGAGUAUAAUGAGGCAGGGAGGGCGAGGCGAUGAGGGAGGGAGGGGGAGGCAAUGAGGGAGGGGGAGACGAUGCUCAAUUUCCUUCUCCUUUUUGUCUCUUUAAAUGCUCCCUCUCUCCCGUUCCCUCUCUCCCUGCAGCAACAGAAGGACAAUAACAAUGCAAAUAUACAACGCCAGGGCUCCUCUCUCUUCUUCCCCUCAUCCUCCUCCAUCCUCCUCGACCCUAACUCCUCUUCUUCUAACCCUGGGUCUCACCCUCAACCUCACCCCCAGCAGCACCACUCCCACCCUCACCCCCACGCUCACCUCCACCCCUCCCACCUCCACCCCUCCCUCUCUCAACACAUCCCACACUCCCUCCUCAUGCAAUCCAUGGGAGGUUCAACGGUGGUUGGCCCACAGGGGGCUCUGGGGAUCGGGUUAGGAGGGCCGUACCUGGGCCCUGACACCCCCGCACUGCGGACCCUGAGCGAGUACGCCCGGCCCCACGCCAUGUCCCCCCUCGGGGCUAGUCGCCAACACCAACAUCCGCAUGUCCACCAUCAUGGCCACCCUCAUGGCCACCCCCAUGUCCACCCCUCCUUCUUCCUCCCCCAGUUCCAGAACCAUGCUCUGGCCCACCCACAUCACAUGCCUGCUGAUGCAGCCACAGCGGCAGCCAUCUUGGGUUUCCUCUAUGGGGGCAGUAUGGAGGGGGGGCCAGGGGGGCAUGGAGGAGGACAUGGGGGGAUGGGGGGCGCAGGGUUUGGGGGGAUGGGGUUUCCCCAUGCAGUGGCGGCCCACCGUGAGCGCAUGAAGCCGGGGUUUGAGUUUAAGAGUGAGGACAGGGUGUACCAGCCAGGCUCCUUGGGAGAUCCUACGGCUCUCGCCCUCGCCCACUCCCACUCGCAUGCCCACGCACACGCUCAUGCACACGCUCACUCCCUACUGCUGGGGGGAGGGGGUGGAGGUGAGGUGUCCAUUUACGGCACACCCCCUCCCCAGGCUCCUCCACCCCCACCACCACCCCUCCAGAACCCAGCGUUAGCACCUGUGAGUCGUCUCCCUAAUCCUCCUCCUGCCCCUCAGUCCCUCUCCAACCCUCCCCCCUUCUCCCUGCUUCCUCCCUCACUCCCCUCUCACCCCGUGCCUGCACCAGGCCCUCCACCCCCGGUCCCCCGCAGCUGCACCUCUGCCCGCUCCUCCUCCACCCCUCCAACCCUGUUUCAUCCCUCCAUCACCCCGCACCGCACUCCUUUCCCAGCUCUCUCCCCCCAUCUCACCCCCCACCUGCCCCCGCCCCGGUGACCGCCCCUCCUGAGACCUACCCCCCUCCCACUCGCUCCCCCACCAACUCUGAGAGAGAGAGGAGCGGAGAGAGGGAGAGAGAAAGAGAGCGAGACAGAGCGGGGCUGCCAGCCAGUGGAGAGAGGGGACGAGAGAGGGAGAGGGAGCGAGAGAGAGAAAGAGAAAGAGGGGGAAGCAAUGGAAGUGGAGGAAGUGGUGGAAGUGGAGGAGGAGGAACAGGAGGAGGAGAGAUUCCGGGGCGUCUUCAGAUGUUGAACGUCACGCCUCAUCAUCACCAGCACUCACACAUCCACUCCCACCUGCACCUGCACCAGCAAGACACAGGUACCCACUGCUGCUAACACUACCACAGUUAUGAUCCUGUACUAUGAUCUACAUACUACUAUAUAGUGCUGUUUUGAGAUGGGCCUGAGAAAGCUCAUCCUAUCGGUUAGAGAUGUUGUUGUUAACGUGGUUGUUGAUGCUUUGACUCUUAUUAAAUAUCUCCUUGUGUUUCCUGUUACAUCAUUGGCCCCUAGCGGCGGGCGGGGUGCACCCCCUGAUGGACCCGUUGGCGUCGGGGUCUCCCCUGGCCCGCCUGCCCUACCCAGGGGCAACGCUGGGCACCCCCAUCCUGGCACACCCCCUCACUGAAAGCGAGGUGCUACGACAACAGCUCUUCGGUGAGGAAAGGCUUGUUUUUUGGUCUGUUUGUUUAUUGUUCUGUCUGCCUGCCUGUCUGUCUGUCUGUGUUGUAUCAUAAAUAUGAUACCGAACUAUCUAUCUGUCACUGUCUACCUCACCUCUCUCUCCCUUCUACACUCCUCCUCUCACCUGUCUCUCCUCUUCUCCACUCCGCCUCUCACCUGUCUCUCCUCUUCUCCACUCCUCCUCUCACCUGUCUCUCCUCUUCUCCACUCCUCCUCUCACCUGUCUCUCCUCUUCUCCACUCCGCCUCUCACCUGUCUCUCCUCUUCUCCACUCCUCCUCUCACCUGUCUCUCCUCUUCUCCAAAUCCUCCCAACCGCUCUCCUCUUCUCCAACUCUCCAAUCUCAAAAUGGUCUCUCCUCUUCUCCACUCCUCCUCUCACCUGUAUCCUCACCGUCUUCUCACCACUCCUCCUCUCAACUGUUCUCUAGUCUCCAACUCCUCCUCUCACCUGUUCUCCUCUCACCUGUCUCUCACGUCUUUUCUCCAUCUCUCUCACCUGUGUAUCCUCUUCUCCACUCCUCCUCUACCUGUUCUCUCUUCUCAUCCUCCUUGCACCUGUCUCCUCUUCUCAUCCUCUCUCAAGACCCUCUCACUGUCAUCUCCUCUCCGACCACUCCUCCUCUCACCUGUCUUCACUCUCUCAACUCCUCCUCUCACCUGUCUCUCUCUUCUCACACCAUCUCACCUGUCUCUCCUUCUCCACCUCCUCUCACGUCUCUCUCUUCUCCACUCCUCCUCACCUGUCUUCCUCUCAGGGGGGGGGAGCUAGCACCGCACCGUUCUGCUCACUCACUCCUUCACCUGUCUCUAACUUUCUCGACUCACCUCUCACCUGUCUCUCCUCUUCUCCACUUCUCCUCUCACCUGUCUCUCCUCUUCUCCACUCCUCCUCUCACCUGUCUCUCCUCUUCUCCACUCCUCCUCUCACCUGUCUCUCCUCUUCUCCACUCCUCCUCUCACCUGUCUCUCCUCUUCCCUUUCCGCUUCCCUUUUCCUUCCCCCUCCAGGCGCUCCGUUCCGUGAGCUGCCCCAGCCCUCCUCUCUGACAGGUUCCAUGUCAGCGGCCCACCAGCUCCAGGCCAUGCAGCAGGCCCAGAGCGCAGAGCUGCAGAUCCAGAGACUGGCCCUGGAACAGCAGUGGAUCCACCACCACCACCACCACUCCCUCACCCAGGACGAGUACUACAGGUAGCCUACUGAAGGGACCAGGGGAGCUGGGUGGGGUGUGGGGAGAGUGUGUCUGGUGGAGGUGGGGGAGAGUGUACAUGUUGAACUAUUCUUGACCAGAAGUCCCCACAAGAAUAGUAAACAAACAAACAUUUGACCAACUAGGGACAUUUUGUUAGUCCCCACGAGGUCAAAUGCUAUUUCAAGGGGGUUUAGGGUUAAGGUUAGAAUUAGUGUUAGGGUUAGAAUUACGUUAAAGGUUAGGGUUAGGAGCUAGGGUUAGUUUUAGGGUUAGGGUUAGGAGCUACGGUUAGGUUUAGGGUUAAGGUUAGGUUUUUGGAUAAGGGUAAGAGUACGGGUUAGGGAAAAUAGGAUUUUGAAUGGGACUGAAUUGUGUGUCCCCACAAGGUUAGCUGUACAAUACUGUGUGUGUGUGGUGUGUGUGUGUGUGGGCAUCAUCCCUGACCCUGUCUCAUACGAUCUCUUCUCUCUUCCUCAGCCACUUAAAGAAGGAAAGCGACAAGACCCUGUGAGGGAGGAAAAAGAGAGGGGGAACAAGCCCACGGAUGACAAACCCAAAGGAGGAAGAAAGGAGAGAAAUAUGUGCAAACAAAGAUAAAAAUAAAUAAAAAUGGAAGCACUAAAAACAAUGAAGGAAGAGUCAAAUGAAACCAUAGACUGGACACACAUAUCAUACCAUAGGAACCUGAUGAGAAAUGAACUGAUUGAGAAAACAGAUGAAAAAAGGGAGAGAGGGAUGAGUGAAACCGUUACUUACAGUCUGUGUUAUCUGAACUAUAUCAUAGCCCCAGACUCUGGGCAAGUCCCAGCGUAUGUUGUACAACUCCAGUCAGUUUUGUAUUGUGCCCUGUACAGUAUACUAGAUGGGAGCAGCAAUAUAGUGCAGUACAGUCCGUUGUAAAUGACCUUAUGCCAGGAAGAAUGUGUACAUCAGGCUCUCCUUUAUGUCAUUGCAUGUAGCUAGUCGCUUAUUCUGAACUGGUUGAACUCCUGGUUCUAUUUUUAGUAAUCGGCCUCUUUCCUAACGGACGGGCGGUGUAUGAGUAUGCAUGAGACCAAUGAUUAAGAAGUGUCAUAUUAUGUUAACGAUUAAUAGUAUUGUUAUUAUUAUUAAUGUUGUCUGUUUGUUGAUAAUUAUAUAAUUAUAUAUACAUAUUAUUUGUAUUAUUAUUUUUGUACAUUUUCAUGGUAUGGCGGUUUGUUUAGUUUUUUAUUGUGAAACGAGAUGCAAAUGAAGGAAAAAGACGGAAGAUAAACAACAUCAUUUUUUUUGGAAAAUAUAUGGGUCUCUGAUGUGGUUGUGUACAGUAUGCUCUCUCCUCUCUCUCUCUACACACAUCUCUAUCUUACAUACACAUGCAGUGUAUUCGCUGUCUCUGUCUCGGUUUUAUAUAAAACACAUAAAGCAUAUAUCGAAUUCCUCUCUUCUCCUUCACCCUACUGUCUCUCUCCCUUCUCUCCCUUCUCUCUCUCUCCUUCUCUCUACCCCUCUCCUCACUCCCACUCUCUUCCUUCCCUCUCCCCCUCUCCCUCCCUCACUCCUUCCUCUAUUUCCCUCCUCCCUCUCUCUGGGUGAGUGUAGCUAAUAGGAGACAUAUGUAUGGGAUGAGUGUGAGACAUGAAGGUUGAGUAGCUCCAGCGAGCACCAGCCCUGUACAGCCAACAUUCCAGACCACACUGUAAAAGAAAGAAGGAAAAUGAUAGGAGGAGCUGGAAGCCUGUGAUUUACCAAUGACAUUAGAAGCUCAGGGCUGACUGUGUUCUAGACAAAAUGUGAGAAAUGCCUCUGUGCUGUUUAGAAUAAAUGCUCCUAUAGUUUGUAUUAAUAACGUUUCAACCACAGAGGCAACUUCAUACAGUACAUGUGAUGGUGUGACUCUUUAUACCAAGUGAAGCUAAAACCAUACAGUAUUUACAUGUUAAUUGCAUAUGCAGCUGGACCAUACUAUGUAACAUGCUACGGUCUGACUAUUCACAUAAAACUGGUUUGUUUUGAUCUCUAUUUACAGAAAGGAACUGACAGGAUGGAACUUUUCCGUAUAUUCUGUUUAUAGUGCUGUAUAGUCAGCCAUGUUACCAUUCAGAAAAGCUACUGUACUCUGUAUAAACCAUAGGAAUAACAUGCAUUCAACAAGAGUUCAUUAGUAGUAAAGGAGCAGACAGAGGUACUGGAUAUGUGCAUUCACAUUAUAUUAGUGUCACAUACAGUGUUUAACUGGCAAGUGCUAUUAGCUUUCUCCUGCCCUCAUGCUGAGCUGAGAUAUUCCAUGGUAAGUAGGUUGUGUGGCGUUUAAAGUCACAUUAGAUAAGUAUGUCGGCAGCAUUCCAUAUUGUAGCAUCUACAGGACGAUCCUGACAUUCCAUUCUGAUGACAUCACAUCAGGGAGAUAUUCUUAGAGCCCUCCUUCACCAGGGCGAGUGAGAAGGACAAUGUCCCAAGACAUCGAAAUAGGUUGCAUAGAAUCAAUAGAUGUCAUUUUACAUGGCCUGUCCAUCAUUGGAGCUUGGGUAACACACAGAAGUUCCGCUAAACAGAUUGUUAUAGUGUAAUUACCAUUUUAUGUCAUUUCUAAGUAAAUGUUCAUUUCUGUACCAGGCUUCUCCUCGGCUUUCAAUCAGGCAAUAGUUUCUAUCAAUGGUGCUGUCUGUUCUACCCGUACGUGAACAAUUUCUAUGAUCACAGAGCCAUGGACUGACUGACAGGCUGCCUUGAUUAUAUACUAAUUGGAGUCACAGGCGUUUCAAUGUUUCUUGUUUUUGCGUCAAAGGGGGAGGGCUCAGGCUGCACAAGGACACUGAAAUCUAAUAACUACUCCCUUAGUUAUAGAAAGACACGCAUACACACCCACACUCAUUAACUCACUCACCCACUUACACAAGCUGAGAAAUAUGAUGACAUGUUGCUCCAUGUAAUUAAGAACACAGACUCACUUGCACGUGCGCACACACAAAAACAAACACACACACACAGAGACCUUUGUGCCUGAGAGAACCCUGAAGGCGACCAACACUACCUCCCAGACCAGCAACAGACACACAUACCAGCGACAGCCAGACAGACCAGUGACAGACAGACAGACCAACGACAGACAGACAAACCAGUGAGCUGUGUUGACAGAGAAACAGCCUCACAGAUACCAGUAUGCAUCAAGUUGACAUGGAGCUGUACCGGCAGUGUGGAGAAACCCCAGCAGGGCAGGAGUAAGACGGAACACACACAGACGUCAUCUCUAACACACGUCACACACCCUCACAGACUGGCUGUGUCCACAAUCAACUUCACCAAGGUAAGAAUCUGUGUUCCCCCCUGCUGCCUCACUCUCUAUUCAGAGUGAUAAGAACAAACACGCUGGGACCUUUUCAAAUGUUCUGCUUGUAACCCUGUACUGAUGUAUACUACCGUUCAAAAGUUUGGGGUCAUUUAGAAAUGUCCUUGUUUUCGAAAGAAAAGCAAUUUUUUGGCCAGAAACAAAUCACUUUCUUCUGAAACUCGUCAGUCUAUUCUUGUUCUGAGAAAUGAAGGCUAUUCCAUGCGAGAAAUUGCCAAGAAACUGAAGAUCUCGUACAACGCUGUGCACUACUCCCUUCACAGAACAGCGCAAACUAGCUCUAACCAGAAUAGAAAGUGGAGUGGGAGACCCCACUCUAUAUAUAGUUAUUCUGUAUGCUCUGUGAAGUCUUUAUGUAUGCUCUAUGAAGGCUAUAUGAAGUUCGUAUGUAUGCUCUGUGAAGGCUGUAUGAAGUCCUUAUGUAUGUGCUUUGUUAAGGCUAUAUAGUCCUUCUUUAUGCUCUAUGAAGUGUAUUGUGUUAUUCUCCUCUCAGGGCUCAGUGGCAAGUUGAGCUCUAGUUUCCCUCCAUAGAGACCAGCUGCAGUGUGUCUGGUGAUGCUGUGUGCCCUCCUACUGACCGCCAUCACAGCUGCAGUGUGUCUGGUGAUGCUGUGUGCCCUCCUACUGACCGCCAUCACAGCUGCAGUGUGUCUGGUGAUGCUGUGUGCCCUCCUACUGACCGCCAUCACAGCUGCAGUGUGUCUGGUGAUGCUGUGUGCCCUCCUACUGACCGCCAUCACAGCUGCAGUGUGUCUGGUGAUGCUGUGUGCCCUCCUACUGACCGCCAUCACAGCUGCAGUGUGUCUGGUGAUGCUGUGUGCCCUCCUACUGACCGCCAUCACAGCUGCAGUGUGUCUGGUGAUGCUGUGUGCCCUCCUACUGACCGCCAUCACAGCUCUGGCUAUCCACUGUGUGUACUACUACCAACUACAGAUCAAAUCUACGUUUAUUUGUCGCAUACACAGAUUUUAAUAUGUUAUUGCAGGUGCAGUGAAAUGCUUGUGUUUCAAUCUCCAACAGUGGAGUAAUACCUAGCAAUCCCCCCCAAAUUGUUUUGAACUACAUAGGAUCUGAGUAUACAAAACAUUAGGAAGACCAGCUCCUUCCAUGACAUAGACUGACCAGGUGAAUCCAGGUGAAAUCUAUGAUCCCUUAUUGAUGUCACUUGCUAAAUCCACUUCAAUCAGUGCAGAUGAAGGGGAGGAGACAGGUUAAAGAAUUUUGAGUGUGUCAAGAACUGCAACACUGAUGGGUUUUUCCACACUCAGUUUCCCGUGUGUAUCAAGAAUAGUCCACCACCCAAAGGACACCCAGCCAACUAGACAACUGUGGGACACAUUGGAGUCAACAUGGGCCAGCAUCCCUGUGGAACACUUUCGACACCUUGUAGAAUCCAUGCCCCGACGAAUUGAGGCGGUUCUGAGGGCAAAAAGGGCUGCAACUCAAUAUUAGGAAGGUGUUCCUAAUGUUUUGUACACUCAGUGUAUAUUCAGUGUUAGAACAGUUGAGACAUAGUCCUGUGUCUUCGUGAACAUUUACAAUUCAGAUAGAAGGCCAGGAUCAUGCAACAAUGCCAGAAAAGAUAGACAAAAGCAGGUAAAGACACUUUAAUAAACAUUUUAUCUACAUUUAUUUUGUGACAGUCGGAAUGUCUGCAAAGGUGAAAUCUUGUAGAAUACAUUUUGGGGUUUUCUGCAGCUGUAUAACGAAGGUAUAGAACUGGGUCGCAGAUCUACUGUAUGUGGCAAGUUAAUGUGUUGACUGUCAUGUGUCUUCAUUGCACAUAAAAGGGUUACAAGUGCACUGAAAUAAAAUUUAAAAUCCAUUACCUUCACAAAAAACAUAAAAAAAUAUAACAACUAAACCCCAAGAAAAAUGUUUUGUUUUCAAACGACUCACUCAGCAUAUAGGAGGUCACUGUAAGUAAAAUUCCAGCUCAUCACUACAGAAUUAGGCCAACAGUUCAUUUUUCAGCGCUAACAGCUUGGGCUUCAGCUUUCCAUCGUCGAGGUUCAGGAAGACUUUCUGCAUGAACUCAAAGGUGCUGCCCAGGGCCUUGGGGUAGUUCAGAUGGAGGGAGUAGAGUAGGCCAAACACAACCACGAGAGCAUCUGGCCAGGAGCGGGAGUUAGUCAUGACGAUCUUAUCCUCAAGGACAAUGGAUACAUGGGCUGGUCUGAUGGGUACACCACCCACCACCACCUCAUUGUGCUGGCCCACCACUGAGAGAAUGGAAACGCCAUCCAGAAUACCAGGGUUGCUGAGUUCUCCCACCUUAAUGACAUAAGAAAAAACAAAGUUUAAAAAUCACAAUACAAAAGAAUAUUGCGUUGAUAAUGGUACAGGCUGUAAAACCAUAUAGGUGACCACCUUGCAGACUUUGAAGACAUCAGAACUAUCCUCUCGUAACAACAAAGGGAGACCAGCCAGGACUGCAGAGCGGGCCACAGUGAUGUUCUUUUCUCCCUGUGAAGUGAACUAAAGAGUGCACAUUUCACAAUGUAAUUUAGCAUUUAAAUAAUCCAGCAAAUUGAGAUCGUCAACCCCAACAUAGAGGAGUAAUCUAAUCUGGUUCCAGUCACAACUAACAGUUGAAGUAUAUGUCCAUAUAGUGCACGGGUGGCCAAUCUUAUCCACAAAAUCCAGGUGUGGGUGCAGGCUUUUGUUCCAACCAAGCAGUAAACAACGUCUUGGUUGAAGAUUAGUUGAUAAAGUUGAAUCAGGUGUGUCACUGCUUGAUUGAAACAAGAGUCUGCAGCCACACCAAGAUUGUCCAUCCCUGAUCCACUGACCUGCUCAUUGUACACUCUCAGGAUGCUUGAGAACUUCCCUCCAUAGGUGGUGGACUUCCCCUCCUUCUCCCUGAACAGGGUCAGCAGGCGGGGCGUGUGGUGGUCCAAGGCAGCGUAGAACGUCUGCUGCAGGCUCUGGUUGGUGAUUCUCUGAAACUCAGCAUGUACCUGCAGCAAAAGAUAAAGCACAAGUUGAGCAUGCCCUGA